Carlito syrichta (Philippine tarsier) is the source of this 4323-nucleotide messenger RNA. RefSeq names its product NLR family pyrin domain containing 1 (gene NLRP1). NCBI's taxonomy places the organism in Eukaryota, Metazoa, Chordata, Mammalia, Primates, Tarsiidae. The record is from RefSeq and is a predicted model, not a curated record. Gene Ontology annotation, biological process: inflammatory response; innate immune response; regulation of apoptotic process. Gene Ontology annotation, cellular component: canonical inflammasome complex. Gene Ontology annotation, molecular function: protein binding.
AUGGCCAGCAGAACCCAGCUGGCCCAUUUCUUGGAGCUACUGAAGAAGGAGGAGCUGAAGGAGUUCCAACUCCAGUUGCCCAGUAAGGUGCUAUCUGGGGCCUCUUCUGGUUCAAUACCAGCUCAGCCAGAGAUGAGUGGCUUGGAGGUGGCCUCAUGCCUAGUGGCUCAGUACGGGGAGAAGCAGGCCUGGAACAUGGCCUUUAACAUCUGGGAGAAGAUGGGACUGAAGCUGGUGUGUGCACAGGCCCAGGCAGAGGCGGCCUUAAUGUGGGACCACCCUUCUGUCUUCUGCUCCCAAAGUGAGGUUGGCCUAGGGUCCCCCAACCAGCCUACCUCCACUGCGGUGCUGGGGAUUCUGGGCCCUGGGUCCCUGGAGAGCCCCCAGGAUUCAGAGAAAAGAAGGAUUUUGAGAUGGCCACCUGACACGUCUGGAAACAACUGGAGAGAAAUCAAGCCCUUACCCUUGUUUGAAGCUCUUUCAAGUUUCCCAGUCUACCAGUCUCCAAGUCAGGAAUCACCCAACACCCCUACAUCCACAGCAGUGCUGAGGGGCUGGGCAUCCCCACAUCGGCCCAGCCCAGAUCCCAGAAGUCAGGAGGCUCCAAAGCCCAGGUGGCUUCUAGCUGAUACACCAGAAAGUUGCUGUGCAGGAAUCAGAGAAGGAUACCAGAAGCAGAUGAGAGAGAACCCCUGUUCCACACAGUCCUGGAAAAAUGAGGAUUUGCACCAAGAAUUCACUCAGCUGUUACUUCUACACAGACCUCAUCCCAGAGGCCACAGGCCCCUGGUCAGGGGAAGCUGGCAUCAAGAUGUUUUGAGGGAUCAAGGACAUUUGAUUGAGAUCGGAGACUUAUUUGGCCCAAGUCUGGGUUCCCAAGAAGAGCCUCGUGUAGUCAUACUGCAGGGGGCCGCUGGAACUGGGAAGUCAACACUGGCCAGGCAGGUGAGGAGAGCCUGGGAGGAAGGCCACCUGUACCGGGACCGCUUCCAACAUGUCUUCUACUUCUGCUGCAGGCAGCUGGCCAAAUCCAAGGAGGUGAGUCUCGCCGAGCUAAUCAUAAAAGACUGGGUGGCCCCUCUGGCUCCCAUUGGACAGAUCCUGUCCCAGCCAGAGCAGCUGCUAUUCAUCCUCGAUGGCGUGGAUGAGCUGAGAUGUGUCUUGGAGAAGCAGAGUUCCAAGCUCUGUCUGCAUUGGAGUCAGCUGCAGCCGCUGCACGAGCUGCUGGCCAGUUUGCUGGGCAGAACCACACUUCCUGGGGCUUCCUUGCUGAUCACAACUCGGACCGCAGCUCUGCAGAAGCUCAUUCCUUCUUCAGAGCAGCCACGCUGGGUGGAAGUCCUGGGGUUCUCGGAGUCCAGCAGGAAGGAAUAUUUUUACAAAUAUUUCACAGAUGAAAGUCAAGCCAUUAGAGCCUUUAGUUUGGUUGAAUCAAACCGUGCUCUCUGGACACUGUGUCUAGUACCCUGGGUAUCCUGGCUGGUCUGCACUUGCCUGAAGCAGCAGAUGGAGCAAGGGGAAGAACUCACAUUGACCGCCCAGACCAUCACAGCCCUCUGUCUACGUUACUUUUCCCAGGCUCUCCAAGCCCAGUCCCUGGGGCCCCAGCUGAGGGGCUUCUGCUCCCUGGCUGCUGAGGGCAUCUGGCGAGGAACGACCCUUUUCAGUCCAGCGGACCUCAGGAAGCACAGAUUAGACGAGGCCAUCAUCUUCACUUUCUUGAAGGUGGGUGUUCUUCAAAAGCACCCCACCUCCCUGAGCUUUAGUUUCACUCACCUGUGUUUCCAGGAGUUCUUUGCAGCAAUGUCCUAUGCCUUGGGGGAUAAGGAGAGAGGUGAACACCCUAACCACAUCAGAGGUGUGGAAAAGUUGCUCGAAGCAUAUGGAAGGCAUGACCUACUCAAGACACUGACCAUGCGCUUCCUGUUCGGACUAUUAGGUGAACAGGGGAUGAGAGACAUGGAGAACAUCUUCCACUGCCAGCUGCCUCGGGAGAGGAAGUGGGGUCUGCUGCGGUGGGCCAAGGCAGAAGCCCAGCCCUCACAGAUCCCCCUGCUGCCACGCUCUCUGGAGCUGCUCCACUGCUUGUAUGAGACUCAGGAUGAAGAUUUUCUGACCCAGGCCAUGGCCCAUUUCCAAGGAACAAGGAUAUGUGUCCAAACAGACAUGGAGCUCUUGGUGUUCACUUUCUGCAUUAAAUUCCGCCACCGCGUGAAGAGGCUUCAACUGAAUGAGGGUGGACAGCAUGAGCCAGUGUGGCGGCCCCCAGGGAUAGUACUGUUCAAGUGGAUCCCGGUCACAGACGCCUAUUGGCAUGUUCUCUUCUCCAUUCUCAAGAUCACUGGAAGCCUGAAGGAGUUGGACCUGAGUGGAAACUCGCUGAACUGCUCGGCAGUGCAGAGUCUUUGUGAAACCCUGAGACACCCUCGCUGCCACCUGGAGACGCUGCAGUUGGCCGACUGCAGCCUCACCGCUGAGGGUUGCAAGGACCUUGCCUCUGCACUGAGCACCAGUCAGACUCUGACCAAGCUGGAGCUGAGCUUCAAUGUGCUCACAGAUGCCGGAGUUGAACACCUUUGCCAGGGGCUGAGACAGCCGAGCUGCAGGCUACAGCAACUGCAGCUGGUCAGCUGUGGCCUCACAACCAGUUGCUGCCAGGACCUGGCCUCUGUGCUCAGCGCCAGCCCCAGCCUAACAGAGCUAGACCUGCAGCAAAAUGACCUGGGCAACCUCGGCGUGAAGCUGCUCUGUGAAGGGCUCAGACAACCCACCUGUCAACUCACGCUCCUGUGGCUGGACCAGACCCCUCUGAGUGACAAGGUGAGAGAGGAACUGAGGGCAGUGGAGGAAGAGAGGCCCCUGCUGCUCAUCUCCAGCAUAUGGAAGCCAAGUGUGAUGACCCCUAAUGAGGGCCCAGAUGGAGAAGAGAUGGAUAGUAACAGGUCCUCACUCAAGCGACAGAGACAAGAAUCAGCCAGAGGAGCCAGGGAGAUGAGGCAGGAGAACCUAGAGCUGACCACUGCCCUGCUGUCAGAGGGAAGCUCCCCACAGGUAGCUCAGGUGGAAUCUUUCUGUCUGUCUUUUCCUGCCUCUCCGGGGAACCUGCAUGUGGAGUCUCUGGGAACCAAAGAUGAAUUCUGGGGCCCCAUGGGGCCUGUGGCUACUGAAGUAGUUGAUGAAGAGAGGAGCCUGCACCGAGUUCACUUCCCCAGUGCUGGUUCCUACCACUGGUCCAACACAGGCCUCUGCUUUGUAGUAAGAGAGGCAGUGACCAUCAAGAUGGAAUUCUGUGCCUGGGGCCAGUUCCUUGGCAGAACCAUUUCACGGCACAGCUGGAUGGUGGCAGGGCCACUGUUGGACAUCAAGGCUGAGCCAGGCGCCGCCGUGGCAGCUGUGUACCUCCCUCAUUUUGUGGCCCUCCAAGGGGGCCAUGUGGAUCUCUCCCUGUUCCAAGUGGCCCACUUUAAAGAAGAAGGGAUGCUCCUGGAGAAACCAGCCAGGGUGGAGCCACAUUACAUAGUCCUGGAGAACCCCAGCUUCUCCCCUGUGGGUGUUCUACUAAGAAUGAUCCAUGCUGCCCUGCGCUUCAUCCCCAUCACCUCCAUAGUGCUGCUCUACCAUCACCUCCGUCCUGAAGAAGUCACCUUCCACCUCUACCUGAUCCCCAGUGACUGCUCCAUUCAGAAGGCCAUAGAUGACGAAGAAAAGAAGUUCCAGUUUGUACGAAUACACAAGCCACCCCCACUGACUCCACUCUACAUGGGUACUCGCUACACUGUGUCUGGUUCAAGAAAGCUGGAAAUAAUCCCCAAGGAACUGGAGCUCUGCUAUCGGAGCCCUGGAGAAGCCCAGCUGUUCUCUGAGUUCUACGUUGGCCACUUGGGGUCCGGGAUCAGGCUGCAAAUGAGAGACAAGAAGGAGGGCGCUGUGGUGUGGAAGACCUUGGUGAAACCAGGAGAUCUCAGGCCUGCAGCUGCUCUGGUCCCUCCAGCCCCCAUAGGCUCACCUUCACCCCUGGAUGCCCCAGCCAUGCUGCAUUUCAUAGACCGACAUCGGGAGCAGCUUGUGGCCCGAGUGACAUCAGUGGAUCCUCUCUUGGAUAAGCUGUAUGGACAAGUGCUGAGCGAGGAGCAGUAUGAGAGAGUGAGAGCUGAGGCCACCAAGCCAGGCCAGAUGCGGAAGCUGCUCAGCUUUAGCCGGUCUUGGGACCAGGCCUGCAAAGAUCAACUGUACCAAGCCCUGAAGGAGACACAUCCUCAUCUAAUUAUGGACCUCUGGGAGAAGUGGAGUGGCCAAGGGGGGGUCCUGCCACUCAGUUGCUGA